CACGCGCGCGCGCGCGCGCCCCUCAGAGGCUGGCUCCCGGCAGGAGGCUCGGAAGCGUUCCCGGUGCGUGCCAAGCGGACGUGCGGGAGCGCGCGUUCAGGGCCUCUCGUCUGCCUUUUCGAGAUUCCCAAAGAUGUCAACUCAAGGACAUACUUGGGCCCGUCAGGUGAAGAAAGAGGGUGAGGAAGAGGACCCCCUGGACCUGCUGAUCUCCCGCUCUGGCUGUGCUGCUUCCCACUAUGCAGUGCAGGAGUGCAUGGCCCAGCACCAGGACUGGCGACAGUGCCAGCCACAGGUGCAGGCCUUCAAGGACUGCAUGAGUGAACAGCAGGCAAGACGGCGAGAGGAGCUGCAGAGGAGGAAGGAGCAAGACAGUACCCACAGCUGAGCCCCCAAACCAUCUAUCCCCAGAGCAUGGCCUGCAGAAACUAGCACCCAGACAAAUCCUAAACAGUGGAAGUGUGGGCCAAAAGGUAUAAAACUCCAGGAUAGCCUUUGGGAUUGGGGUUGAGAGCCAGGCAGCCAUGGGCUUGGACAUGACUGUCAUAAAGAAAGAGCUGUCAUAUUUUAUUUGUUUAAAAAUCUUUAUUUUUGAAAGUAUUACAGAUGUCUUCCUUUAUCCCCCAUUGAUCCCUUCUACCCUACUUCUCCCCUCCCACGCAACGUUCACUGCACCAUUGUCCAUAAAUUAUGCAUAUAAAUUCUUUGGUUAAUAUCUUC
Myotis davidii is the source of this 720-nucleotide messenger RNA. Its product is annotated as cytochrome c oxidase assembly factor 4 homolog, mitochondrial. Gene Ontology annotation, cellular component: mitochondrial intermembrane space. The coding region runs from base 134 to 388 and encodes 84 amino acids. The transcript has 2 exons. Lineage: Eukaryota; Metazoa; Chordata; Mammalia; Chiroptera; Vespertilionidae. Gene Ontology annotation, biological process: mitochondrial respiratory chain complex IV assembly. The record is from RefSeq and is a predicted model, not a curated record.